CCUGUACCGCUGCCUAGCGGAGGGCUUUCAACGCCGACACCCGUGGAGGACCAGGAAGAGGCCAGCAAGCCUCACGAGGACGACGAUCACGACAGGGACGAAAUCAGGCUCGGAGACGAGACCACCCUGAGCCAGCGCGAGGCCGCUGUCGUGAUCGACGAGAACAUCUACGGCGGGGACAUCAUGCGUUGCGUACCAUGCAACAAGACCUUCCGCCGUAAGUACGACCGCAGGCGACAUGUCGUCACCGUCCACUACCUCGGCAAGAUCCCAUGCGACUGGUGCGAUCUCUUCUUCUACGCACGCCGGGAUGGGGUCACUCGUCACAAGGACGAGAAUUGUCCAGCCAGGGACUUCGAAGAUCGGCACACCAACCCAAGGAGAUGGUUCAUGGCCUGGCUGACCGGACCUUGUCGUAGCAGUAGGCGGAGGAGAGGCAGGGCAGGAUCGUCGACGAUGGCGAGCUGAAGCUGGAGGGAUGAUUAUUCGCGGCCUUGCUUCGAACUUGGUGGACUGGAGUGAGUGUGUUGUGUCACGCGAUCCGUCGAGGUCUUCGUACUUUACUAGGGCAUGAAGGACUUUUUUCUCGCAUUUGCAUUUCUCCUUCUUUCAUCAUGUUUUUGGCGUCAAGGCUUAUGUAUUUUUUCGAUUCCUAUAAAAUUUCAUUUGUAUUUAUCUUUUC
Messenger RNA from Heterobasidion irregulare TC 32-1, 682 nucleotides. RefSeq lists its product as uncharacterized. The transcript has 2 exons. The record is from RefSeq and is a predicted model, not a curated record. NCBI's taxonomy places the organism in Eukaryota, Fungi, Basidiomycota, Agaricomycetes, Russulales, Bondarzewiaceae. The coding region runs from base 184 to 468 and encodes 94 amino acids.